UUAUGCGUCGCGCUACUGUGCGUGAUAAGAGAAUGUGUUGUAUUGUGUUUUGUGCACGAGCCGUGUAAACAAACCGAUCGUUGGUGGGAUAGACGCCGCCGACGAGAUAAGGACGGCGCCGUAAUAUUGUUGUUACUAAUUCCUUUAAUAAUACCUAUUCCUACCGAUUCAUACCUACCUACCUGUGCGGCCCGCGUCGUGUUCCGUCGAAUCGUCGAGACUCCCGCGCGUGUGGCGACCUCGGGGACCUUCUCGGAGCGGUCAGGGUAGAGUCGGCAGCAAGGCGUUCGUUAAUAAUUACCAGCGGUCGACCGGCAGUCCGUACGAAACCUUUCGCCCACUCUCGUUCAUCGGUGCCGCUAGGUCGUUUCAGUUUUUUUUCGCGGUUACUCGAUACUGCGUUUUGUUCUGUCCCGGCGGUAAUUUCCGCGGCGGCGUCCGUCGCGAAACGGAUAGAAGGGUAGGAGAGACGGCCUUACACCGAACGGUCAUCGAUUAUUCAUAAUAAUAUUGUACUUACUGCAUACUUACGUAUACCGACAAUAGAGGUUACUUCCAUGUACCUAUUAUAAUACCUACGCAAAGUUAUUUCUUCGUAUCGUCUAAUAACUACCUCAUUGGUAAGUUUCUAUUAUUUAGUAGCUUUUCAUAUUUACAUUUUGUUGUCCUGUCCCCAACAUCGUUCACCCCUACCCCGCUACCUUCCUCCCCCUUCGCCGCUGUGACCGUACCGUGAUAAUGUUUUUCAUUGUUUGAUAGAUACUUACUUAGGUACUAUACCUACCUGCACUUGUAUUAUAAUUAUACUUAAUACCUUUAUAUUUGUUUGCCCCCACGGCAGAUUGUUGUUUUCACAGCAUCAACAGAACUGGAUUGCUGUUGUUUACGACCCCGGUCUGAAAAUACCAUGAUGAGGUUUGGAAGCAAGAGUUCGGCUAACGUGCCGAUCAAGUGUACUGUCCGUCUAUUAGACGACACUCAGUUAUUGGAUAGCGAGUUUCAGGUACAUAUAUUUUUAAUUAGUGUCUAAUAGACUUUAAUUUAAAUAGUUGAUUUGUUAAUAUUUAAUAUUUCAUCUAAAUUAUUUUAAUGUGAAUUUUUCCAGAGAUUUUGUCCUAUGAAUACUUGGGUCAGUUUAUUUUUUUUAAUCUAUUGAGAUUAUUAAAUAUUUUAAUAUAGUAUAGGUAGUAUAUACCUAGAAAUAUUUUUAUGAUAUUUUACCCUAAUAUUGUUCAUAUUGAUUCAAUUAUAAUUGCCAACUUAUUACAAUUUUUGUAAAUUUAAUUGCUUGCAUGUAUUAUUUUUUUGACAAGCAAAUACAGCAAAAAUUUGUUAUUGUAUUUCCAAUAAUAUAACCAUAUUAUUGAGCGGUUUUGAUGAAAAAACACUAAUUUUCAAAACUAUAAUUAAGAAAUUUGUGAAAUAUUUGAUUUUUGGUAUUUUCUAAAUUAUGUGUUUUAUUUUUUAUAUAAAACAUUUAAUAAGACAAAUAUUUAAUAAAAAUAUCAAAAAUCAGUUCCCAUACAAACAUAGAUUAACUUAUAAUUUAAUUUUGUUAAUAGAUAAGUGUAAUUUUGUCAAAACUACUCAAAUAAUAUUAUUAUUAGAAAUUAAAAACAAACUUUGGCUAUAUUGCUUGAUAAACAGAGAUGCUAAAUGCAUAUUGUUAAUUUACCUAGGUAAUUUUAUUUAGGUACCUAACUAAGCUUUUUUACAAUUGCACACACAUUUAAUAAAUCAAUUAUAUCUGAUCAUCUGAAUUAUUUUAUUACCUAGGUACUAAUACGUCAUAAUUGAAAUACUUUAGUCAAAUUAUAUAUUAUAGGUAAUAAUUAUUUCUUAGGUACUUAAUGAUCAAAUAAUUUAUAUAAAUAUAAUAAUUAAUACAAUUCAUUUUUGUACCUGUUAAUAAUACUGAGUCAAUUUAAUUUAUGGACCAAUGUGACCUUUCGAGUGAUUGACUGAUAAAAAGUUAAAUAUUUAACCAACAUUUAAAUAUAUAUUUCACAAAUAUAGGUACAUUUUAUUUGUGAAUAUUAUUUUAUAGUACUAGUUUAUGUUUUGGUUUUUUUUCAAAAGAUAUGUUAAAAUUUAAACAAAGUAUUAAACAAACUAAAUAACUACAUUUUACUAAUUUAAAUAAAAUAUUUGAGUACUUACUGAAUAUUUGUUCACCUAUAUACAACUGUUAUAUAAUGCAUUUAUAUUUAAUAUGGGGUUAUAAGUAUAACUUAAGACACAUAUUAUAUUAUACUUAUCUGUGGUAAGACACGGAAAUUAUUAACUUUUUUUUUAUAACGUUUAAGAAAUAAGUAGCUCUAAAAGAGUAGUUUUCAGCCUUUUUAAUAAUGCACAUCACACUUUAACUCCUACAAAAUUUUUACAGCACACCAAUCUAUAAAUAAUAUAUAAAAAGUAUUUACCUAAACAUUAUAUAAUAUAAAAUAUGAUAACUUACAGUUUACAGUCUAUUCAAUACUACUAAAAAAUUAAUUGUAAAGUAAAUUAAUGCAAUGAUGAAAAGAUGUGUUAGCAAACAUAUGUAUUUUAUCUAUAAUAAAAUUAAAAUCUUAUUAUGUUUGUUAUUUAUCAGUUGUCACUGAUUGUCAAUAAUAGUACUUGUAAAUAGACAUCUAUAAAACUGAUUGAAAUUAAUAUUAUCAAUCUAUUUCAUGUGGCACACUUCAAGGAUGCUCACAGCACACUGGUUGAAAACCACUGCUCGAAAAUGUUGUAUUGUUCACUUUAUUUUAGGGAGUGAAACCAUUACCUACUUUUGAUUUACAAUUGGCAACCUAUACUAAAAAUGUCAUAAAUUGAGUAUUAGUAUAUACUGUUCAAUUGUGGUCAAUCAUUUUAUCAUGGCAAGACAUGUGUUGUUUUAAUAGUGUUUUACUACUUUUACCGAAAAUUAAAAUAGGAAUAUCUCGUUAACGGGUUGACGGAAAUUAGAAGUUUCAAGAUCAACAUUUAUUUAAACUAAUACUAUAUUUAUUUAUGGAAUUUUUAAUAUAGGUUGUCUUGCAAAAAUCAAAAGUAGGUAGUGGUUAUGCUCCUUGAAAUAAAAGUGAUAAAAAAUAACCGUAGUGUAACAUUUUUAGUGCUACUUAUUUCCUAAAUGAUCUAAAAAGCAAGUUAUGAAAAAAAUGAAUACCUAAUUUCCAAGAUAAUGAGUAGGUAUCUUACGUUACAUUGAUUAUUCUGUAUGAGGACUUACAUAAUAUGCACCUAACAAAACACCAUAAAUAAUGAUUUAUCAUUUAACUUACUUAAACUAUAAAGUUUUUUUUAUCAAUUAUACUUUUUAGUAGCACAAUUAAAAUAUCUAUUUCUAUAAAUAAUAUUUCAUAUAGAAAUAGUAUUGUUGAUUAUUUAUUUGAUUAUGUUGUACCUAUAUAGUAUUAUAGAUAUUAUUAUUUUAUUGCUUAAAUAUCUAAUCAACAUUUAAUGAUUAGGUGAUCAUUAAACUUUAUUUUGUUAUUCAAUUUGUGUUGAAAAAAAAAUAAACACAUGAGCUUACCUAAUGGUUUAGUAAUGUUAAAUGAUUUAUUAUAAUUAUGUUAUGAUGAUUACACCAUUAAAAUAGUUGUAUUUAUUAAUUUUAAAAUUAAUAUGAUUUUACAGAUAUGCAUGUAUACAUCAUGUUUAAAAUGUUUGAGAAAUUAAUAAAUAGUCAAGGUUUUGAAAAUCAUAAUGUAUUACAAUUUGUUUAGUAAAUUGUGAAUAAUAUAAUAAACCUUCAUAUGUGAAUAAACAAAUAGCAAUCAAAGUUCUGUUACGUUACUAGUAUACCUAAUAAUAAACAUCACUUAUUUUAUUAAUCAUACUAUACCUGAUCUUAUAUAACCUUUUUACAUUACCUACUUAGAAAUACAAAUAUCAAUGGUAUUGUGAAUAGCAACAUAAUUAUGUUGCGUUGUAAUAAUAGUAAACAUAAGUUGCAAAAAAUGAUCCCUAAUUAUUUCCUAUAUUACAUUUAUUCUACAUUAUGACAUAGACAAUUAUUAUAUUUUGGGUAAAAGAAUAUUAACAUUUAAACAAAAAUUUGAACUUUGAAUAAUUAAUCAUUACAACAUUAAUGUAUUUUUUUUUUAUAUAACAAAGUUAAAUUUAUUAUGUACCUACCUUGUAUCGAGUAUUUUUGAGAAAUAAUAGAAUUUAAUCUACAGCUAAAAUACCAAAAUUACAAAAACAAAAUUAGACAAUUUCAAAUAACUGUAUAAGGUGUUGAACAUAACAUAAGAUCAUUAGUAAUUAUCCCAGAAUGUCAUAACAUUUGUCGGAAUUUGUUUAUUAGAACAUUUAAGAUACCAACAACUUCAAAAUGUUACAUUGUCAUUAUGUUAUUUAUUACCCUUAUUUUUGAUGUGUAACCCAUAAUCACUUGAUUUUAAAAUAGCAACCUAUACUAAAAGUGGCAUAAAUAAGUUUUUGUGUCAAUCCCUUGAUGAGAUUUAUAAUUCCACUUUUAAUUAUACUAUUUUGUAGAAGCAAGUGUAGUGGAGUAUUAUUUAAAUACCGCAGAUAUUAAGUACCGCACUACAAAACAACCUAUGUUCCACUACCCUCAUUCUAUCAGAAUUUUAAAGUUAAAUAUCACAUUAACAGAUGGUAAAUUAAAAAUGCCAACACAAUAUGUAUUUAUAAAUCAAAAGCAAAUAGUGGUUUCAACCCUUAAAACAAGGGCGACACAAACAAAUAACUGCAAUGUAACAUUUUAGACCUGUUUGUUUCUUAAAUGUUUUAAAAAUCAAAUUUCAGAUAUAGUUCAUACACACUAUUCUGGUAUAGUGAGUAUUAGAUUAUGUUAAUCACUCUGUAUAAUUAGAUAUACAACUCCAAAAAUAUUUUGAAAAUGUCUAAUCUGAUUAUUAAAAAAAAAAAAAAAAAUGUAUUCAUAUAAAUAUUUUAUAUUUAUAAAAUAUAUGUGUAGUAAUAGUGUUUCUCAAAAUAUCUUGAAAGCAAAAAUUAUGAUUUUUAAUGGAAACACUUACACAAAUUAACACGUUUUCUGAUAUUUUUUUGAAUUAUCUCAUUAUAAAAAAAAGGUUAAAGUAAAAUUAAAAUAUCUCCCAAUAAACCAACUAAAUAAACUUUGGUACUAGAAAUCAUGCCGGAAGUUGAUUAUUAGAGCCAUUGGACCAUUGAUUCUAGCCAAAAAGUUGUUUUUAAAAAAGAAAAAAAAAUAGUGACUUUAAAAAACCUAAGUCAUAUAACUUAGUCUAUAGUAUAAGUAAUAGAAUUAAACAAUUGUAUUUAGUAAAUAAAGUCAAUUUUUUGUUUAGCAUUUAUCAUUUUACACAAUGUAAUGUUACAUAAUUAAAAAUAUUUUAAUUUGGUACUAACCAUUACUGCAUACUAGAUGAACAAGGUAUAGUUUUGCAUUAAAAUAUAUUUAUAUAUUUAAUAGUAGUUACUUAGUAAAAUAGUAGUUCACAUUAUUAAUAAUGAACAUGAUAAAUAUUAUAUUGAAACUAAAAGCAUUUAUAAUCAUGACUUAGCAUAAUAAUGACUUUAAUUCAGUUUAUAAAACUAAAUAAAUUAAGUACAACAAAACUUUCAUAAAUAAUAAAUUCUUGUUCACUUUAUUAUACACAGAAGUGUGGCCUUGGUAAAUUGAUGUUAACUUUACCAAUGUUUUUUUACCCAGUGAAUAAUUGUUACCUGUUUAAAAUUUGAGUGAUCCCUCAUUUUAAUGUGUGUAACCAAUUUACAAUUAUAUUAGCUUAAUUGAUUAUUAUUUUUUUUACUGAAUAAUUUUCAUUUUUGAUGCAUGAGAUUUUUUGUUGGAGAUGUAAAAAAAUUUCAACAUAAACCAGUCUAAUAACACAUAUUUUGUCUACAGUUUUUAGAGAUCUGAAAAAGCUGAAGAUUUUUGAAAUUCCAUGUUAUUUAAUGAAAAAAAACAAGUGUUUGAUGGCACCUCUUAAUAUUAAGUAGAAUGCGUAAAUUUGUAUAUGACUUUUUACCUGUUUAGAAAGAAUUUACCAACCUUUAUAGGCUAGUGAUAGGUUUAUACUGGUAAUCGGCUAUUUAAAAAUACAUUUCUAACCGGUUGACAAUUCUAUAUAUAUAUAUAAUUUGUUUAUAAAAUAAUUUACUUUUUAUGUGUUUGCCUUAAUCACUAUACUUAAAUACUUUGGUAAAAGUUAUUUUACAUUUUUGAUAUUUUAAUUAAUAUAUCAUAUUAUAUUUGUUUGUGUUUGCAUUAUAUUAUAAAUUAUAAUAAUGUAAUUGUUUUUAUUUUUUAUAGAUAAAUGAAAAAGGUAGCGGUCUUAUUAGUCGUAUUUGUGAACAAUUGGAUUUAAUUGAGAAAGAUUAUUUUGGUUUACGUUAUGUUGAUAGUAAACGCCAAAGGGUAUUUAUAUAAUUUCAUCACUUAACUACUUAAUAUGUUUAAUUAUUAACUUAAACUUAAGGUGUUAUACCACUUCAUUUAUAUUGUAUAGAAUGAGAGCAAUUUGUCAGUACUAAUAUAAAUUUAAUUUAAUGUAAUUGACACCAAUAGGUUAACUGGUUUUAAUAAUUUAUUGAUCAAAUUAAGUAAUAUUAAGUGUACUUAAAAUAAAUAAUAAUAAUUUUUACUGAUUUUUACAGCAUUGGCUUGAACCUUCAAAAUCAAUUUUUAAACAAAUCAGAGGUAUACAAUUAAUUUAUAAUUUAUUUUUAUAAUGUAUUUUAUUAUUAAUUAUAUAUUUUACUGUAGAUAUGGAAACGGAUAAUAUUUUAUUUAGCUUUCGUGUAAAAUUUUAUCCACCAAAUCCGUUUCGGCUAAAAGAAGAUAUAACUCGAUACCAAAUUUAUCUUCAAUUAAAAAGGGAUUUAUUACAUGGACGUCUAUACUGUAAUACAUCUGAAGCUGCUCUAUUAGGAGCUUACAUAUUACAAGGUAAUACUUAACUAAAUCAAUAAUUAAUAAUAUCUAUUUAACAUGUAUUAUAUUUUUUAGCCGAGCUUGGCGAUUUUAAUCCAGAAGAGCAUAUUGAUAAUUAUGUAAAUGAAUUAAAAAUUUUGUUAACACAAACAUUGCAAUUGGAAGAAAAAAUGAUGGAUAUUCAUAAAAAUGAACUGAAGGGAAAAACUGCAGCAGAGAUGGAAACCAUGUUUUUGAAAAAAGCAUGUGUUUUAGAUACAUAUGGAGUAGACCCUCAUUCUGUUAAAGUAAAUAUAAUGUAGAUUUAGAAAAAUCAUAUUAUUAAAACCUAAUAAAUGGAACAUAUUUUUAGGAUCAGAGAGGUAAUCAACUUUAUUUAGGUAUUAAUCAUACUGGAAUAGUUACGUUCCAAGGCAGUAAAAAAAUGAAUCACUUUAGUUGGUCACAAGUUCAAAAGAUUAAUUACGAGGGUAAAAUGUUCAUUAUACAUGUCAUUCUUAACGAGGUAUUAUUCUAUAUUAUACAAUAUAUUCUAGUAAAUCCAAUGUUUUUUUUUAAAUUUUAUAUGUAUAAUAUAUAUUGUAUUGAUGGUUGAUAACUGAUAUGGUGUGGCUAUUCACGAGAUUAAUUAUUAUAUCGUGUUCAGCCGUGCCAAGUGUUGCUAUUACCAAAAUAAGUAACCAGCAACUAGUAUUAUAACAAUUUUUCACCCCUUAAGUAAGUAGUGUUGUAUCAUUCUUCAUAGCUGCUGAGCUGUAAUCAUUAAAAUAAUUGAAAAAGCUCUCAAAAAUAUACAUAUAUUUAUACAUGUAUAUUAGUUAUUGUAUUUAAAUUUGUUUAUGUAUUUCCAUGCUUCUUAGGAUCAGAGAAUAAAGGUAGUUUUGUAUAUAAAUUUUGAUUAGAAUAGUUUAAUACUGUAGGCUAUAAUAUAAUACUGCCCUGUUAAGAAAGAAUGUCAUAAUUUAAAAAAAUAUAUCAUACCAUCUUAUGUAUAAAAUCGCAAACAUUGUUUUUCAUAUUGCGGUAUUCUUUCUUAACAGAGCAGAAUAUAUAUACUCAUAUAAGAUGUAUAAAUUAUAAUAUACAUACAUUCUUGUUACUAAUAGUUAUACAUGAGUAGAAUUUGUUGCAAAUUUUAGAUUUUUUAAAUUUGUAAUAACAUUACAUUUCAUUUACUCUCUAGGGUCUUAAAUUUCUCAUAGAUAUUAUUCAAAGUAUUUAUUUUAAAUAGACAUUUUAAAUUUUGAUUCACUUAUUGGAUGUAUUAUGAUUGUAAUAUUAAAUUAAUUUUCUAUAACAUACUAUUAUCAUUCAUUAAUUAGUAUUAUAUUCAAACAAUUUUUUUAUAGCUUUUAAUCUACUUGGUGUUCGCCAAUAAUAAAGUAAUUCUUUUAGACUUAAGAUUUUAUAUAAAUUUAGUUGACUUCCUUCAAAGUAAUCCCAUUAAUGAUCAAGAAUAUUUGUUUUUAUUAACAUCUUUAAAUUAUACAUCAUAUUAUAAGUAGAUACAAAUUGGUUUAGUUUUAAAUUUUAAGGUUAAAAUUAUUUACAAUUUUUUAACAAAAGUAAAGUUAAAUUCGUUUUUCAUUUAUAAUAUUGAAGAAAGUGUUUGUUUAUCUUGGUAAAAUAAAUUUAAAUAGACACACCUGUAAAUAUAAAUAUAUAAAUCUGUAAAAAAUUGUUUCUUUUUUAGUAAACAAUUUUUAUAUUACACAGACUAUGUGCAUAAUAACCAGUAAACAAUAAUGUUACUGAUGUAAAUGCACUUUUAUUUGAACAUUAUUACAUUUAGAUCUAUGAGUAAAUUUAUUUUAAAAUUAUGUAUAAUUUAUAUUUUUAGAAAAAGCAAACUAUUGGGUUCAAAUGUCCUAGAGGUGCUUCUUGCCGCCAUGUAUGGAAAUGUGCUGUUGAACAAAUGCUAUUUUUCACGCAAGUUUUUUUUUUUUUUUUGUUACUUUUGAAGUAUUAAUCUACUUGGUUUAUCCCAAAAUUAGGGUUUAAACAAAUCUUCUAACCAUAAUAUAUUUAAAUUAUAGAUUUUCUUCAAGUUCUGAUGUUCCUCAUGUAGUUUCUGGCGGAGGAUUUUUUUCAUGGGGCACCAAGUUUAGAUAUAGCGGACGUGUUGAACGUGAAAUAUUAGAAGAUAUGUCCAUUACCAGAGAAUCUCCAUCUGUAACACGUGUUGGUAGUCUAAGACGGAAAUCAUCAAGUGAACCACCUACUCCAUCUAAUAUGGUUAUUAAUCAAGUUGGUAUGUAAAAAUACAUUUUGUCCAUUGAUGUGGUUACACUAUAAGAUUAAACAUAAAAGAAAUUACACAAAUUAAAAAACCAAAAUAAUUUUGAAAAAAUUGUAAAAUUUCAGUUUUCUAAUAAAUUUGAAAAAGUUACUACGAGGUGAGCAUUUUUGAAAACUCAGAUUCAGUAAUAAAAAUAAAUUUUGAAAAAAAAACCGGCUUAUGUCAUAAACUAGACUUGUUCUUCUCUUGUUUAUUAUUGAAAUAACUAAUUAUCAUAUUUUGUUGAAACUGUUUAUUAAGUAUGAUUUUUUAAUCACAUUGUUGAGAAGUUUGAUUUGGAACUUUACAAAAUUAUGUGUUAAAAAUGUCAGAUAAUAACCUUAAUUACAUUUUAAAAUAUCUUUCCAACUGAAUUUUUCUUUCUAAAAUUAUGUAGAUAAAAAAAACAAUUUUUGUAAUCAUUGUAUUACUAAGCUAUUACUGAUUUUUAACAAAUUAUUAUUUGUAUGCAAUUAUUUUACAGCAGGAUUUAAUAGUCUUCCUCGGUCAUUAACAAAUACCAGUGAAGAAUAUAGUACAUCAAUAGAUUCAUCCACGCAAAUUGAUAACUCUUCAGUUUUAGAGACAUUAUUGGAGGACCAAGAAAUAAUAACACCAAAAAGUAAGAUAUAGUUUUAAUUUUUGUUUUCUAUAUAAUAUUUACAUUAUUAGAUAAGGAUAAAUAACAAUAAUAAUAAUAAAAAAAAAAAAUCAGUUAUGUUUAUAAUUUUAGAAUUAAAAAUUAUUAUGAAUUAUAAUUUCUUAGUUGAACAAGAGGUCAAUCAUGAAGAAAUCUUGAAUAAUGAUCAUUUACUGAUUGGUAAGUGUCGGGUAUUGGGUCGUAUUAUCCUCUUGGUUUAAUUUCACCAUCAUAUUUUUACUCAUUAUAACUAUUAACUAUAUGCACAUGGAUAUGUUUGGUAAUCAUUUUUUUACUAAAACGAAUAAAUAACUCACCACAUUAUAUUUGUAUCAUGUAAUAUAAUAAAUAUUAUAAAAUAAAUAUUAAUACUUCCCUGGUUUUAUUAUUAAUCUAUAACAUUUAAAAUUUCCAAUGUCCUAUGUUUUUAAUCUUAACUAAUACUAGAAUUAAUUAUGGCUUUCAACCAAAUUUAAGUAACAUUAAUUAUGAAUAUUAUCAAUCAUGGUAUAAUUAAUACAAUUAAAGUUGUGGUGAACAUCAUCAUUUGGUUCUUAACACAAAAAUUUAGAUUUUCCGAGGUACUUGUUGCAUAAUAUUGAAUAGCUUGUUUUCAAUAAACUUCACUUCUAGUAAAUUGAAUAUACCUGAUACAGUCAAAGUAGUACUAAUUUUACUUAAUAAAGGACAUUUACAUUCUAAAAUGACGAUAGAAUAGAGUAAAAAUAAUAAUGUAAAUAAUAUUUAUUAAUUAUUAUAGUUUAUUUCUUUAGAAUAACAUACAUUUAUUUACUAUAAUGAGUCAAGUUAAUUUGUAUAAUCAAUAUAAUUAUUUUUUAUUCUUUGCUAAAAGUAUUAUGCCACUAUUGAAAAAAAUAUGUAUAUUUUUACUAUCAAUGUCAGUAUUUGCACACAUUGUUUUUAUUAAAUGUAUAUAUAUAUAUUAUUAUUAUUACCAUUAAAAUAUAAUAAUUUUUAAAUAAAUUUGUGGAUUGUAUUGUCAGAUAGUUGUUAUAUAAACAUUCAAGGAGUAGUCUUCUUAUUGCUUACUCUCUUAGAUAACAAAUACAAUUUGUUUUGUUUAUUUAAAACGCUGGGAAAAAUUUAGCUAUUAAUUAUAUUAUUCACUAUAAAUAAUGUAAACAUUAUGUUGUUUAUGCUUUUAUUUAAAUGAUAAUGCCACUAUAUUACUUACUUAAAAAUAAAUAAGUAAAACAAAUUACAUAAAUUUGAUUGAAUUAUUUUAAAUUUAUAAAUCGUAAUUAUAAUCACAUUUAAAAAAGAUUAUGAAUUGUGUAAAGAAUUAAAGUGUGUAUGCUUACCAAUUGUGUAUCUAAGAGGGAAAAAUAGGAAAUUUGAUAACGCCCAAGAAGUCUCUUGUUUUCAUAAUAAUAAAUAGUUAAUAUAUUAUACAUAACAUUCCUGAACAUAUUUACCACUGAUGCUUACUUACAUUUCUUUUUACUAUUUUUGUCAUUGUUCUGUUAUUUUCAAGAAAUUUCAAUAGGAAAUUUAUUUUGAAUGUGUUCUUUAAAAUAAUCUGAAUUUAUCACAAAUUAUUAAUGAUGCUACAAGAAACUAUGUUAACGACUUAAUGUCACAAAGAAGACUUCAAUGCAAAAACUAAUUAAAUCUUCACACUGCUUUAAAUUUAAACAAAAUAAUUUUAUUAAUUGUAAUUAUGAAUUUCGAGGGUCUGCGCUAAAAAUUGAAAACCAAAUAAUUGUAAUCAUUACAAAAUGAUAAGAAGUAAAAUUACCAUUUGAUUGGUGAUCUAUAUAAAAUACAAUUUAUUUUCAUUAUUUUGAAGAAGUUGUUUUAUAAAUGUAUUUAAAUAUCAAAAAUCCAGUUACCAUUUUUUUCAGAAGUUCAAAUAUUGUUGAAAUUAUAGAAAUUGCGUCAUUUUACAUACUAUUUUUCAAUUUAUAUGGCGUAAAUUUUUUUGGUUCCAUAAAAUUUGAUCUGGAAAAAUACAGGCAAUUUUUAUUUGUUUAGUAGUUCAAUUAUAAUAUAAAUUAAUACAAUUUUGAAUUUAAGUUUAUUUAAAUAUUUUAAUAUUUCAAGUGAAUUUCACUCUGAAUUGUUUUUUGUUACUAAUGAUUUAUUGUUGCUUACAUAUAUUAAUUAAAUACUCUAUAUAAUAUCCUAUUUUUAGCAACAAACAAAAUCUAAAUAUAAGUUAUAAAGCAAUUUAACCCUUCUAGUUGCUUUUGUUCAUAGAAAUUAGUACAUAUAAAGUUAUACAUUUGUGUUUAUAAUAUUAACCAGAGAAGUAGAAGUUUCUAUUCAAACAAAAUGUGCAAAAAUAAAUUUAUGGAUUUCCCCCCCAAAAAAAAUUACCAUUUGUGUCUUUUAAUUUGUCCAGUAGAAAAAAGUGAAUCCAAUUAAUUAAAUGUAUUAGUAUUUUUUUUAUUGUUGAACACAUUUUUAGUGUGAAAAAAAUAUUUUAGACUAAAUUGAACUAUUUUAUAUAUAUAUUUAUUCAAUUUUGAAUGUAAUUCUAUGGUUGAAUGUUAUUCAAGAGUCCUUAAAAUUCUUGAUGCUAUUGUUUUUUUUUUAAAUAGUAUAUAAUUUUGUCUAGUUUUAAUUGUAUAAUAUGAAUAGAACAAGAAAUAAAUAUGAUGAAUCAUAAUUACCUUGAUGCAAAAUGGUUUAAGAUGAGAUCCGUUUAAUUUAUAAUUGAAUGUAGAUUUCUCUUAAUCCAGCUAUGUGUGAUUUUUAACACUUUGAUCGCUGAUUUAUUAAGAUUUUUAAUUUAACUUACCUAUCAUCAUCGUCAUUAUCACAAACAGCUUAAGGGGUCAUUGAGGUCCAAUGCUACCAUCACACAUUUAUUCUACUCUUCUCUAUUGUAUGUCCAUGGCUAUCUGAACCCCUUGAAGUAUUUUUAGAUCCUUCAUGACAGAGUUCCUCCAUAUUGUUCUGGGUCUGCCUAGAAGUCUUUUUCCUCUCAUUUCUGCCACCAGUGCUUGUUUAGUAAUUUGGCCAUCAGCCACUUUCCCAACGCCAACAAUAAUUUAUACUUUUUUUCAGUUUUAAUUGUAUAAUAUUAAUAUAACUAGAAAUAAAUAUGAUGAAUCAAAUUACCUUGAUGCAAAAUGGUUUAAGAUGAGAUCCGUUUGAUUUAUAACUGAAUGUAGAUUUCUCUUAAUCCAGCUAUUUGUGAUUUUUAACACUUUGAUCGCUGAUUUUUAAUUUUAACUUGUCUUUAAAAAAUUACAUUAACAUAUUAUAUAGUAUUCAAACUAUUCAUAUAAUACACAAAAGUAUAUUGUAUAGGUAUUUAAUAAUUAAUUAUUCUUAGUAGUUGGUUAGUAAGUAAUAUUGGUUAAUUUAUUCAGUAUGUAAUGUGUAUAUAAUAUCAAUAUAUCAUUAUUAUUUAUUUAUAAGUAUUAAUGCAAUGCUUAUUAAAAUAAAAAAUAGUAAUAUAAAAAAAAUGAUGUAGUUAUUGUAUAAAGUUUGAUUAAUUAUAUAAAUUACAUUUGAACCCGUUUAGAAUGCUCUCACAGGGACCACUUACAAAUAACGUAUUAAUUGGGAAAUUGUAUCAUGCGGAAUACCAAUAAUUAAAAAAAUUAUAUAUAUUAUUUUAUAUUAUUUAUAUUUAUAUGUAUUUAACAUUACCUACUUUAAAAAAUUAUAGAUUUUUAUUUGUUUCAUAUAUUUGAUGUUUUUAGAAUAGAGGAAGUUAUUUAAAUGGUGUAAUGUUUGGUCAAUGUUUUGUCAAAAAAUCAUGUAGUCAUAAACUAGGGCCAUGCCCAAUGUUUGUGAUGUAUCAUAUCUUGUUGUGAAUAUUAUCAUCUAAAAAUGAGCGAUAUAUGAUUAUAGUCUUUGUUUAUAGUUAUUUUUAGUCAUUAGUAGAGAUAUUUCUAUGCAUUCUAUAUUAACAUCAUUGACAAUGAAAGCGUUUUAUAUGAGAACAAAGUGUGUUAUUCAGAGUUAAUUAUAUAUUGAAUGUUGUCAAAAUCAAUAGACUCGAAAAUAUGAGUACUUAAGAUGAUAAAUCUUCUUAAACGGGUUCUACUAUAUUAUUUAAUCAUCAAUCAAUAGUUCACAUAUCUCAAAAAAUUCUAUAUUUUAAUAAGUAGUGUUCAUUUGAAUGUUCUGGAUGAGACCAAAAUCAAACUUUAUACAAACCCAAAGUAUAGUUUUUUUUUAUAAGUAUUAUAGUAUUCAAAAGAGUUCAAAUUCAGAGUUUUGUUUUUAAAUGAUAUAUAAAUAAGUUAUAUGCAAUUACAAUAUACAUAUUAUGUUUAAAAAUUAUAUAAUAUUAUUGCUAUUAAUAGGAAUUCCAAGAUGAGUAUAUAAUAAUGUAACACAUAUUGAAAUCUAUAAUAUUACUAGAACUCAAUAAUACAAGUCUAGCCCAUGUUUCAGUUUAUUAAUUAAUGCUAUAUUUAAAAUAAAAAUAUUGAACCAUUUAUCCAAUAAUAUAUUAUAGAUAUACAAUAAUAACCUUUGUGCAGAUACCUAACUAUAUUCAUAUUGUUUUUAAUACCAAUAUCAUUUAUUUUUAAAUGAAUUACCUACAUUUUGGUUUGUUUAAUUUUCAAAUUUCAAUCAUUGUUCUUACUAUUGGUAUUUUAUUAAAUUAAAUAUCACUCAUAUUAAGCUUUUUAACCAAGGAUUUUGACCAAAUUUCAAAACUGGACAAAUAUUAAAAAGCUAGAAUUAAUUAUAAAAUCUGUGAAAAAGGUUGCUCAAGGCAUUGAUUUAUAAAUUAUGAGCAACAAAAAAAAUUCCCUAAAAUCAUUGAAAUGGUCAGUAUCUAAAAGGUUUGGAAACAAAUAAAUGGUGACUUAUACUUUAAAAAAAAAAAAAAUAAUAAAGUAAGUGUUUUGAUAGUAUUUCUGCAGACAAAUGUUUAAUUUUAAUGUAUCUUAAAUUAACACAUCUACAAUGCUUAGUACAAUUUGUUUUACUUUUUAUUUGGUUAAUACAUAUAAUUCAAAAACAAUUUAUUGAAAUUUAUUUUAUUUUAUAUUGAAUUAAAAUACAUUCAAUAUAUUGGUGUUAUAUGUACACAAAUAAAAAAGCUUAUUAUUAUUAUUACAGCUUCAGCUACUGUAAUAUAUUCCCUAAUACUUAUAAUAACUAGUGCUAACUAUAAAUAUAAUUUUUUUUUAGACUUCACGGUAACUGACGGGGCACCAUUAAUCCAAUCUAUUCCUAAUCAGCUAUCUGGUCAAAAACAUUUAGAAACUACAGCAAUUCGGAACAGUGGAUCGAGUUUAUCAUUUAUGCGACAGAAGUUAUUGCCAAUUGUAUUUGGAUUGUUUUUGGUGUUUAUGAUUAUAGUUAUUGUUUUAGAAUCUGAUUUACCCAUUAUGGUUACCAUCAGAAAAGCACCAGAAAUUGCUGCUUUUAAGCAGAAUUACUAUGAACCGAGUAAAGACUUUUUAAUGCGACGUUUUAUUGGGUCAAAAAUUUUUUAACAACAUAAUAAAAAUUUUUAAAACUUUUUUUAUAAUCACUUAACACUUGUGGGUAGAAAAAUUAGAUUUACAUUUGUAUUUAUAUAAAUUUAAGGUGGUGGAAUUUAUUAGUUAUUUGAAAUUUUAACUAUGUGUGUGCUCAACGUUUUAAUGACAUAAUCUACAAGAUUUCGAUCAAAUUUUAGCAUUUACAUUUUUAUAUAAUAUAAUUCACCUAGAUUUUUGCAUUCGUCUAAUCAAAUUUAUUAUCUUAAAAGAAUGUGUGUUUUUAUGGUAAUCUUUAAGCUUUCACAAUUAAAAUAAUGCCUUUUGUGUUUUGAUUAUCAGUUAAUUGGUGUUGUUUACGUGUUGUAUCAAGUCUUAAGAAUUUUUUAUAUGGUGCCUCACAAAUUCAUAUGAACCAAUUCAUUUUUGAGUGCACUACUUUUGGAUUUUGGUACUAUUUAUAUGAAAUAUUGGUGCUUCAAUUUAUAGUCAAGUUUAAAAUAUAGUAUAUUUCCAAAAUACUUCAGAUUUUUUCAUAACUGAAUAAGUACAUUUUUUCAAUAAUUUUGUUGAUCAAAGUUUGAAAAACAUAUUCAAUCAAAUGUAUACAUUUUAAUAUAUACUAUACUAUAAAUUAUAUUUUGGUGUUUUUAAAAAAAAAAAUUAUUUAUUUUGUUUGGUUUAUUUUAAUUUUAAUUUUUUGGAUAAAAUGAAUAUUAACUUAUUUCUUAUUCAUUACCUUUUGUUUAUCGUGUGAAAUCCUAUCUAUUGUCACUUUUUAACGUGAUUCUUAUUUUAAGUCGUAUAUUAUUUAUUUACAAUGUAUACUAUAAUUAAUGAAAUUUCAAUACCUAUGUCGAGAGGUUUUUUAGUUAGUUUUAAAAAAUUAUAUCUUUGUAGUAUGAUAUUUGGUAUAAAAUACUAGUCAUUUAUAGAUAAGAUGAUAUUAUGUAAUUAUAUUUCCAAUUAGACAAAUUGACACUUAACUUUAAUUUUACAUUUAACCAAAAAUCAAUAAUACAAUACAGUACCUAUAAUAAAUAAUAUCUAUUGCUCUUUAUAGAUAUUUCCCAAUCUGUUCCCAAAAUGUUUUCUUUAAAUUAAUGGCAGAAAAUAAUUUUUAUUUUAAAAUAAUAGUUACCUAUAUUAUAAUCUCGAAUCUUGAAUAUUCCUAUCAUCUCAUCAGUUAUUAAAUUCCAUUAAUACUAAUAUACAUUGAUAAUAAAUUAACAAUAUUUUUAUUCAUUAAUUUUAUUUAUACUUUAUGUUACAUUCUAUUUUUGUUGAACUUUGAUUCAAAUUAGUUAUUAAUUAUUGAAGAUUAAAUUCAGGUGUUGGGUUAAAAUUAUAAAAGUUAAAUAAAUUUUUUUUUUUUUACUCAUACAAUUUUAGGUUUUUGGUAAGGAGAAACAUAAUUUUUAAUUUUUUAAUACUAUUGUAUUUUUUCCAUCCAAAACCUACAUAUCACCAUUAUUUAUUCCGGCCGAUUUGAUAUACUAUUCAUUAUUAUAGUUACCAAACAUUCCAAUUUUACUAUUAACAGAUCUCUAAAAAAAAAAAUUUUACAAAACAAAGACCAAAAUGGUUUACCUCAAUAAUUUGUUUUUAAAAAUUUAUUAUUCAUGUAUUCACUAAUCAUUACAAACAAUUUAUAACUAAUGCAUAAUAAUAUAUAAAUAUGUAUAUAUAUAUAUAUUAUUAUUAUAACUAUUAUAACUAUUACUAUUAUUACUAUUAUUAUUAUUAUUAUUAUUAUUUUAUUAUUAUUAUUGAUAUAAACCACUAUUUUUCUACAUUUUUGUACUUAAAAUUCUUUUGGUGGCUUUGUUAUUUAUCAUGAUUUUAUUUUUAUUUUAUAUUUGUUAUUAAAAACGUGCAAUUUUUAUAUAAAUGUAUUUUAUAAUUUUAUUUAAAUUAUUAUUCUUUUUAUAUGAAUUAGAUUUGGAUACCACAGUAGUUUGGCUUGUACUUAAUAUUUAUACUAAAAUAUAGAUUAUAUUCCUUGAAUUUAAUAGAAUUUUAACAAUAAAUACUGUGUUUCUAGACAUUUUAAAACAUUGAAAUGAUAAUACAAGUACUAUAAAAAAUAGUUUAUUAUUAAUAAAUAAAUAAAAUUAGAUUAACCAUUAAAUGUUGUUUGUGAUCUCUGCUGCAUAGCAAUCGCAAACUUUCUUGACAAGUAUAUUGAGGGUUUGCGAGAGUUGGAGAAAUAAAAACAGCAAUGUUUCUAUCAUUUGAAAAAUUUAAUUUAAUAAAAUAUGGCUAUUUAUUUUGUAAUCUUAAUGUAAUCAAAUAAUUAGCUUUUCAUUUAUAUACCUACCUAAUUAAAAGCUCCUGUGCACUUAUGUAUCUAAAUUAAUAUUUAUUUAUAAGUUCUAAUAUAUAAUUAUAUUCUAAUUUAAUAUAAGUACACAUUUUAUAUUCUGUUUGUUUUAACAAUUUAAUUCCUAUUUAUUAGCUUAAUUUUCAUAUUUGUUUUUUAAUCAGUAAUGUAUAUACAUUAUUAUGAGUAUAGGUAUGAAUGUAGGUAUACUUAUAUAUUAUACUAAUGAUUAAUGAAUCUGAUUUAAUUAUUCAAUUAUUUAAUAAUUCAAUUCAAUUUCAUAACAUAAUGUCAAUUUUGAAAUUUUUGUUUCAAAAAUAAAAAAAAGUUAAAAAAUUUUUAAUAUACUUAAAUUUUAUUUAAAAUAAUAUACUUCUAAGAUAAAAAUAUGAUUUUAUUUUUGUACAGCUGAUUUUUCAAAAUUAUUAAGAUGAAACAUGUUAUAACCUUUAUUCUAAAUGAAUACUACAUUUUAUAAAAAAUAUUGUUAUUAUCAUAUUCUUAUGUACCUAAUAUAAUAUUUAUUUCUUAUAAUAUUAGAAAAUUAAAGUAAAUGUUAAUUAGAUAUUGCAUGUGAUUCACACAAAAAGUAAGCAUACUAAUGCAGAUACUUAAUUAGAGCGGAAGUGUAGAAUGAAUAUAUUAUUAGUUAUGUGUACAAAAUUCUUUGUAUUUUUUCAUUAAACAAUCCACUGAUAAGCCCUCUGCUCUCGCUAGCCCUCUUUUUGAAAACUGUGUUAUUCUAGUCUUGAAUACUUUAAAGCUUAUAAUGUUAGUUUAAUAAGAUUUAAUCACACUAUUGUAUUUUAAUUUUCCAGACACUGAAAUUUGAUGUUAUGUAAUAAAAAUCAAUACUGUUUACUAUAUUCUGUAUGAUUAUAAUAAUAUCUUACUUAAUUUUGUUCUUAAUUAUUUGUAUUUUUGUUUCACAUUUGAAUACAAAUCAAUAAUAUUGUUUUAAUUUAAUAUUUUGAGAGUGUUGGUGAAUUCAA
Messenger RNA from Cinara cedri, 18527 nucleotides. The record is from the annotation of a GenBank genome assembly. NCBI's taxonomy places the organism in Eukaryota, Metazoa, Arthropoda, Insecta, Hemiptera, Aphididae.